Thalassophryne amazonica is the source of this 1719-nucleotide messenger RNA. It is a transcript of the gene acss1, whose product is annotated as acyl-CoA synthetase short chain family member 1. Bases 24 to 1502 code for a protein of 492 amino acids. The record is from RefSeq and is a predicted model, not a curated record. Gene Ontology annotation, cellular component: mitochondrion. The transcript is spliced from 11 exons. Gene Ontology annotation, molecular function: acetyl-CoA synthetase activity. NCBI's taxonomy places the organism in Eukaryota, Metazoa, Chordata, Actinopteri, Batrachoidiformes, Batrachoididae. Gene Ontology annotation, biological process: acetyl-CoA biosynthetic process.
UGUUUGUUGUGGUUGAGGUUGUGAUGCUGGUGUGGUUUGCUCCGUGUCCAGCGCGGUGUAAAGCUGUGGUGACCUGUAACCAGGCCGUGCGGGGCGGCCGCCUCAUCAACCUCAAAGCCACGGUGGACGCAGCGGUGAAAGUCUGUCCGACGGUUCGGCACGUGUUCGUGGCUCAGAGGACUGAGAAGCCCUUGGACAUGGGAGCGCUGGACGUCAGCCUGCAGGAGGCGAUGUCCCGUCAGUCUCCAGUGUGUCCCGCCGAGCCGAUGGACAGUGAAGACCUGCUGUUUCUGCUCUACACCUCAGGAAGUACCGGCAAACCCAAAGGUGUGGUCCACACGCAGGCCGGGUACCUGCUGUACGCCACCCUCACGCACCAGUAUGUCUUCGAUUACCGUGACGACGAUGUCUUCGGCUGCGUGGCAGAUGUAGGUUGGAUAACCGGACACAGCUACGUGGUUUACGGGCCGCUGUGUAACGGCGCCACCACUGUCGUGUUUGAGAGCACACCCGUGUACCCGGACCCAGGCCGCUACUGGGAGAUGGUGCAGCGUCUCGGCAUCACUCAGUUCUACUGCGCACCAACGGCGCUCCGCUUGCUGCUGAAGUACGACAAGAGCUGGGUGACAAAGUACGACCGCUCCACGCUGAGGACACUCGGAUCAGUGGGAGAACCAAUAAACCACGAGGCCUGGCACUGGUUCCACAACGUGGUGGGAGACGGACGCUGUCACGUAGUGGACACCUGGUGGCAAACAGAGACGGGUGGAAUCUGCAUCGCGCCGCGCCCGGCAGAGGACGGAGCACCCAUCGUCCCGGCGAUGGCCAUGAGGCCCUUCUUUGGAAUCCAGCCAGUGCUCAUGGGAGAUAAGGGCCAGCUGCUGGACGGUAACACCGUCACCGGCGCUCUCUGCAUCAGCCAACCAUGGCCCGGAAUGGCUCGCUCCAUCUUCGGCGACCACCAGCGAUUCAUCGAGGCCUAUUUCAAACCGUUUCCUGGUUACUUCUUCACAGGCGACGGAGCGAGCCGGGACGAGGACGGGUACUACCAGAUCACCGGCCGCAUGGAUGAUGUCAUCAACGUCAGCGGACAUCGUCUCGGGACAGCAGAGAUUGAGGACGCUCUGGGACAACAUCCCAGUGUUCCAGAAACAGCGGUGAUCGGAAUCCCACACGACAUCAAAGGAGAAGUGCCGUUCGCCUUCAUUGUGCUGAAGGACGACGCCAUCCACGACCAAGCCGCCAUUCUGCAGCAGCUCACUCACCUCGUCACCACCAAGAUCGCUAAAUACGCCGUCCCUGAGCACUACCUGGUGGUGAAGCAGCUGCCAAAGACUCGCUCUGGGAAAAUCAUGAGGCGGAUCCUGAAGAAGGUCGCCAUAGAGACGGCCAGUGACCUCGGCGAUGUGUCGACCCUGGAUGACCCGUCGGUUGUCAUGGAGAUCAUUGAGGCCCACAAGCGUUAUAGGAAGCAGCGGCAGAUGGAGCAGCAGGAGCAGUAACUUCCUGUUUGGUUGAUGGCGUGCAGGUGAUGGGGGCGGGGCCAGAAUGCUCCCCGUAACCCGGCAGUUCUAAGCAGCUAAAGAUGAAGAAAAGACACUUCAGGGGAUCUGAACCAGCAACCGUCUGCUCCUGAGUGCAACAGUUGCCCAGAAUCAAAUUUAGUCAGAAUUUUAUAUUGUUUUCGCUUUCGUCCAGUUAACAAAAGUUUUAAAUAUU